AAACUUAGAGGCAUGAACAGUGUGAGCUGACGUAGGUUCCUUAAGUUCUCCCUCCUAGUGUGUGUUACUCAUUUCUCCAGCGUCUCAGAGAAAGCACACUCAAAAAUGAAGACCUUGGUAGUGGCCUUGAUUCUUAUGGUGGCUUUGGCUAUUUUUACUGAUGCCUCCCCAAUUCUGCCUGAGAAACAAGCCAAACAGGUCUUAAGAGCCAAGCGAUCAGAAAGAGAAAGAAAAGCUGGACAUCGCGAUGAACCAAUGAGGGAAUAUCUGCUCUACCUUCAGCGCCUGGAACAGAGAUCCGAAGAGCAGUUCUUUGAACACUGGUGGAACCCUCAUUGCCAGCCUCACUGCAAUCGCAACAUUGUCAACCCUGUCUAAUUCACUUUGGAAAAGGGCCUCGAUUUGAACGAAGAAGAUAAGAGGAUGUGAAAUGUAAAUGAAGAAGAAAUCUGCCUCCAUAUUUAAAUUACACUUAACAUAAACCAACACUUAUUAUUCAACAGUUGAGUUAGUACUAAUAGAACACUGCAUGGGACUAGCCUAUAAUAUACUUUACCUUUGACUCAAAAGGGGCCACUCUAUAGCAAUCAGAUGAUGGCUUUCAAACAACAGACCAGUAAUUGUUAUCUGGAUGCUAAGGGUAACUAUGUAAUGUAGAAAAUGAACA
This is a messenger RNA of Xenopus laevis (African clawed frog), 667 nucleotides long. It is a transcript of the gene c10h17orf67.S, whose product is annotated as chromosome 17 open reading frame 67 S homeolog. The record is from RefSeq and is a predicted model, not a curated record. Lineage: Eukaryota; Metazoa; Chordata; Amphibia; Anura; Pipidae. Bases 106 to 378 code for a protein of 90 amino acids. The transcript has 4 exons.